This is a messenger RNA of Meloidogyne enterolobii, 237 nucleotides long. The record is from the annotation of a GenBank genome assembly. Lineage: Eukaryota; Metazoa; Nematoda; Chromadorea; Rhabditida; Meloidogynidae.
AUGCUGGUUGUUCCAACUAUUGAGAAAGUUGUUACAACUAUUAUGAAAGUUGCUUCGUCAACUGGGAAUGUUGUUCCGACACCAGGGGAUGUUGUUCCAAGAACGGGGAAAAUUGUUCUAAAGACGAGAAAAGUUGUUCCAAAGUCAGGGAAAGUUGUUCCAGAGUCAGGGAAUGUUGUUCCAAAGACAAAAAAAUUUAACCAGCGGGACUCAACCGGCCGGGACUCAACUGGCUAG